Molecule: messenger RNA, 957 nt
Organism: Centruroides sculpturatus (bark scorpion)
Lineage: Eukaryota; Metazoa; Arthropoda; Arachnida; Scorpiones; Buthidae
Product: cilia- and flagella-associated protein 251-like
Exons: 8
Coding region: 127-957 (276 amino acids)
Cellular component (GO): motile cilium
Molecular function (GO): protein binding
Source: RefSeq, a predicted model, not a curated record
AAGUAAGAUUUCGUUUGGAAAAAAUCGAAUUUUCUCAUAGAAAAACGGCAUAAAUGUUAAUUUUAUAACGUUUUUAUGUUCUAUAUUAACGAAUUUCUAAAAAAAAAAAUUCAUAAAAAUCCCUAAAUGGAACCAACAUUAAAAAUUGAUAAUUUAUGUAAUAAAGAAACUGUUAUAGAUGAAGAAACCAAAGAUGAAGAUAACGAUGCAAAAAGACACUGCAAAAGUAUUGCACUUGAAUGGGUGAUUGGCUUCAAUAGUAAUGUACCAGUUGCAAAUAUAUCAUCACAACAAGACAAGAAGAUAGUUUAUGCCACUGGUUAUGCACCUGUUAUAUAUGAUUUGAAGAAUGAUGAAGAAAAAAUAUUAAUUGGCCAUAUGAGUAACAUCACCUGUUUAACUCUGUCAUCUGAUAGAAUAUGGCUUGCUACUUCAGAUGCUGGUGAAGAUAAUUGCUUAAUUAUAUGGGAUAUGAGAACUUAUGUGCCAAUAAAAAAUAUAUCAAUUUAUCCAAAAUAUGGAAUAAAAUGCAUGAGUUUCUCUGAAGAUUCUAAAUAUCUUUUAACUUUAAGUAAUGAACCCAUUCAGAGAAUUUCAAUUAUAAAUUGGAAGAUGGAUGAUUAUUAUAUUAUUGAUACUAUAAAUAUUAGGGAAGAGUAUGGUAAACAGCAUCACAUAUCAUUCCAUCCAAUACAUUCUUCAUAUUUCAUUUCAACAGGAUCAUAUAGAGUGAUAUUCUAUCAACUAUUAGAUAAUGAAAAUAUCCUUCAUUACUAUUCGCCGAUUAUAACCCAUAAGGAUUUUUCACGUUCUCUGGGUUUAUUCAAUCAAACUAUUUAUCUAAAAUCACCAGAUAUUGCUCUGACAGCAACUUCUAUGGGAUAUAUAAUUACUUGGGAUAAUCAAUAUGCAAAAGAUAGUAUGUUAUUGGAUUUAUCUUAUAAAUUAAUUUAUUAA